GGUGUCCGAUGCGCUAUAUUUAAAGCUACUAGAUUAUUCAUCAAUUUCCCGUUGUCACAAUGGGGACUGACUCAUCGAUGAAAGCUGUUGAGGAACAGUCUGGUCCAAAGAAGGAAGAGACUUCUAAGGAUGACCUGUCUGAGGAAGACAAACAGCUUCAGGACGAGCUAAAUAUGCUCGUGGACAGACUUGAGGAGCCGAACCAGGAACUACAUAAGCCAGCUUUAGAGUCCAUGUGUACAUUGAUAAAGUCCUCUACAACGUCCAUGACAUCCGUUCCCAAGCCCCUAAAAUUCCUGAUGCCUCAUUAUGCCAAAAUUAAGUCUUUCUACAACACUAUAUGUAAUCCAGAUACGAAAAAACUUUGCGCUGAUGUCGUAUCCGUUCUGGGCAUGACUGUAACUGACCAGCCUGAAACGCGUUACGAUACACUGACUUACAGACAUCUUGGUUGCCAGGGUGAUAUCGGAGCUUGGGGUCAUGAGUAUGUUCGUCACUUAACGAAUCAAAUCGUCGGUACUUGGCAAGAAAAAGAAUACGAUUCACUAAUGGAUAAUCCUGAAGCCACAAACGAAAUGAAAAAGCAUCGAGAAGACUGCCUCUCUCUUGUUCACCAAAUAAUCCCCUACCUGAUGGAGCACAAUGCAGAGGCUGAGGCAAUUGACCUUUGUAUCGAAAUUGAACAGCAUCAUCUUCUACAGAUGUAUACAUCAAGUUUAAACUAUACUCGAGUGUGUCUUUAUCUGACGAGCUGUGUAGCUUAUCUGCCUACACCAGAUAACAAUAAGGUACUUCAGUAUGCAACUAUUUUGUACCGUAAAUUCGAGGAUUUGGGCAAUGCUAUGCGUUGUGCUUUACGUCUAAAUGACAUGAAUUUGAUCCGCGAAAUAUUUUUAGAGUCUGGGAAGGUUAAAACAGGUUCUCGUAAUUAUGGACCAGCUAUCCAACGUCAACUUGCCUAUCUUCUUGGCCGACAGAACAUUGUAUUUCCAGAUGAGGAAUGUUUAGCAGAUGAGGAAUUAACAGAAAUGCUUUGGAAUACCAGGUUAUCAGAACACUUCUUGUCUCUUGGUCGUGAAUUAGACAUUAUGGACCCAAAGUUACCAGAGGAUAUCUACAAAUCUCAUUUGGAGGCAGUCAGACCAACUUUAAAUGCGGCCACUUUAGACUCGGCACGAGCUAAUUUAGCUGCAUCCUAUGUGAAUGGACUUGUAAAUUGUGGUUUCGGUAAGGAGAAGCUACUACAAGAAACGCCUAAAGAGGUCCCAUGGUUGUGCAAACAGAAGGAAUUCGGUAAAAUGAGUACUGUGGCUACGCUCGGUUGGGUACUUUUAUGGGAUGUUGACACUGGGUUGUCGCAACUUGAUAAAUAUCUUUAUUCUGUAGAGGAUCAUACUCGUGCUGGUGGUCUUUUAGGUUGUGGAGUUGUCAAUUGUGGUGUUAAAAACGAAUGUGAUCCUGCGUUAGCUCUCCUUGGAUCUUAUGUAGAUUCUGACAAGGACGUCCUUUCUCGUGCGGCAAUCAUCGGUCUCGGUGUAGCUUACGCUGGUUCAAUGAAAGCAGAAGCUAUAAGCACUCUUACACCUGUUAUCCUGGAUAUUAAUACAGCGAAGCUUCAACAUGCUUGUUUGGCAGCACUUUCAGCAGGCCUUAUCUCAGUUGGUUCACUUGAUGGGACCGUCACUUCCACUAUCAUUCAAAGUUUAUUGGAAAGACCCGCAAGUCAUUGGAGCAAUGUUUUUAGCAAAUUUAUGGCACUUGGUUUAGGUUUAACGUGUUUAGGCCGACAGGAGGAAGUUGAGGUUAUUCUGGCUUCUUUAGAGGCUGUAUCUGAACCUAUGAAAUCAAUGGCUCACAUGAUCUGUGACUUUUGUGCUUAUGCUGGUAAGUGUGUAUCCUUGUUUGUUGAGAACUAUUUUGGUUAUUUUUCUGCCAGUUAUUUAUUUUUCAUCCACAUUUGCAAUUUAUUUAUUUUUCAAUUUUAUUUAUUUAAACACAUAAACAUUGGUACAAGGAGGCAUCAAAUAGAUAUGUGCCACAUAAAUUAUUUAAUUUGUGUGAGGGCUGAGAUACUGCCUGGGUGCCUAAACCGAAGCAGGUUAUUUGCAAUCGUAAUCAUAUUAAGAUAGAUAAUUUAUCUGACAGUGUAAAUAGGCUUUAUAACACGUAAACGAAAUAUCGUUAUUAUUAUUAGAAUCCAAACAGAUUUCCCAUCACUUACUUAUAUCAAACAGUCAUUUAAAAAACCAAAAGAAACAACUUAAGCUUUUUCAUUUUAUUUUAGGGGAAUAUGAUUCGUUUUGGAUUAAUCAUUUACUGAAUACAUCGCUUUAGCAUAUUAUCAACAGUCUUACUUAUCAAAUCAACACGUUUCACGUAUGUUUGUAGGUGAAUUUGCUACUCGUAAAACCGUACAAAAAGUGUUAUUUUUGAACAAAUUAACAUAGAUUGUCGUCCCAUGAUGUGCCAGCAGUAUAAUCUGGUAGAUAAACUAAAUAUGACUUAUUAUUUAGCUUUCUCACAUUGGUUAGCUACGCUGUUUAUUAAUACGAUUUUUAUGCUCAUUUAUUUUGUAAAGGCAGUGGAAAUGUAUUAAAAAUUCAAAAUUUACUGCAUAUCCUCUCUGAAAAGUAUGAAGAAAAAGAAAAUACUGAUAAGGCUUCCAAUACAAAAACAAAAGAGAAAAAGGAAAAGUCGAGUGAAGCUCGCCGUGGAGGGGGUCGUGGGAGAAAUCGUCGUGGUGGGUCAACUAGACCGGCUGCUACAUCUGCUACUACUAAUGACCAUAAUAAUGGACAUAAUACAGAUGCUCCUACAGCUAUGGACAUUACUGGUCAAGUAAAUGAAGACACCAUUACCUCAGAAGAGACAGACGUUCCCCAACCCAUACCAAUGGAUACGUCCAAUGCAGAAGAGUCCACACCACAGGAAGACAGUACAUUUGAUUUUCAUGCUCAUCAGGGUCUAGCUGUUUUGGGAGUUGCUAUAAUUGCUAUGGGUGAAGAAAUCGGCCUAGAUAUGGCCUUCCGAAUGUUCGGCCAUCUUGUAUGUUCUUUUGUGCCACUUGGAUAUAUUAAGUAUCUAAAUGUAUAUGAUGUUAUGCGUAAAUAUUUAUUUCUGCUUUAUCUGUCCUAGUUUCAAGCAUUAAGUGUUUAAAAGUUUUUUGAUACUUGAUACGCUAAUCCCGUUGCUUCUAACCGAAUAACAGCUGAAUUUCAAAAUCGAUUGCGAGUCUAGUAGAUAAAUUGAAAAGUCCUUAUACAUACGAGAUUACUUGUAUCCUCUUGUUUCUUGCUUUCAAAAAUGUGAUUUGCAUCCGGCAAUAAGUAUAAUCAUACUAAAGAGUAUUUCCAAAUAUUAAACACAACUUAUGAGUAAAAUAAGUAGUAGAUAACAAUGUCUUAUUAAGUUGUAGUAAACAGCAAACGAAACUCGGGUGAAGCUAAUGUGUGUUUAGGAUAGUUAGGUUUGUCAAGUUUAAAUACACAGUAUAGCCACCACUAUGAUAAAUUCAGUGGUUUCUACUUGUAUCAUCGACUGACCUUGCGAAUAGGCGUUGGAUUUUCACUUUCAAGUCCAGUUCUGUCUAACAUUAUUGUAAUUCCAAUAGUUAGGUAAAUUUACAUAUCUGUCAAUUCUCAUAUAAGUCAAAUUAACAAUGUAUUAAAGCAAGUAUAAAGUUACUAUUUAUGAUUAAUGUUAUGUACUUUCUCAGAAAAAUUCCCUGUCCUAUAAAAAAAAUGUCAAUUCUGGUGAGUGUAUGUAAGUUAAUGAAAUUGGUUUUAGUUAUAAAUAUUAUAGACAUUUUUCGAUAACAGAAAAUGCUUUAUUUUAAUAAUCACUUUACAGUUAAGAUUCGGCGAACUUCCAAUUAAAAGAGCUGUCCCACUAGCUCUUGCAUUGUGCUACGUAUCGAAUCCUCAGCUAAAAGUAUUGGAUACUUUGAGCAAAUUUAGUCAUGAUUCAGAUGCAGAGUUAUCACACAAUUCUAUAAUUGCAAUGGGCAUUGUCGGUGCAGGAACAAAUAAUGCACGUUUAGCUGCUAUGUUACGUCAGCUUGCUGUUUAUCAUAGCCGCGAUCCAUACAAUUUGUUCUUAGUUCGACUUGCUCAAGGCUUAACACAUCUUGGAAAAGGGACACUCACACUGAGUCCUUGGCAUUCUGAUAGAUUCCUAUGCCGUCCUGUUGGGUUAGCUGGACUUCUCAUACUAUUAACAUCUUGUCUGGAUAUGAGGAUGACAUUUAUGAGUAGACACGAUUACCUGAUUUUUUAUAUUACACCUGCAAUUCAACCUCGUUUGUUGAUGACUUUCGAUGAAGACUUGAAACCUUCGCUUGUGACUGUUCGUGUAGGUCAGGCUGUCGAUGUUGUUGGUCAGGCAGGAAGGCCGAAAACCAUUACAGGAUUUCAGACGCAUACCACACCAGUUUUAUUAUCUCAUGGUGAACGUGCGGAACUUGCAACCGAUGAAUAUUUACCUAUAACACAACUUCCUUUAGAGGGUUUCAUACUUCUCCGAAAGAAUCCUGAAUACGAGGAAACAAAUAAAUAAUUGUUUCUUUAUUCCUCUAUCUGUUAUCACGAUGUAAUAAUACAGUAUUCUAUUUCUACAUCUCAUUUUUUCAGAAAUACAAUUCAAUUUUCUCUUG
Messenger RNA from Schistosoma curassoni, 4651 nucleotides. NCBI's taxonomy places the organism in Eukaryota, Metazoa, Platyhelminthes, Trematoda, Strigeidida, Schistosomatidae. The record is from the annotation of a GenBank genome assembly.